CAUCAAAACACAGAGAGCAGUUUAGGAAUUAAUUACCUGAUCAGUGGGAAUUAGUGAUUAAUGGCGGGGAAACAAGUGAUGCUGGUUGGAGUCGACGACAGCGAACGCAGCUUCUACGCUCUGCAAUGGACGCUCGAUCACUUCUUCCACUCUCCCUCGGCUUCGCCUUUCAAGCUCGUCGUCGUCCAUGCCAAAUCCAUUCCCAUCUCCGCCAUCAGCCUCGGCGGACCAGGAGCGGUGGACAUUUUAUCGCUUGUGGAGAAAGAUUUGAAGAGCACAGCGGAGAGGGUGACAGAAAAGACUAAAGAGGCAUGCAAGAAAAAAGGGGUUGAAGUGGAAGUGGAUGUGACAGAAGGCGACGCUAGGAAUGUCAUGUGUGAUGCGGUGGAGAAACACCAUGCUUCCGUCCUGGUUCUCGGCAGCCAUGGCUAUGGCGUUUUUAAGAGGGCUGUGUUGGGGAGCGUGAGUGACUACUGCUCUCACCAUGCUCAUUGCUCUGUGAUGAUCGUCAAGAAGCCCAUGGCCAAGAACUGAUCAAGACAUUAUUGCCCUUACAACUAGAUCUAUUCAAUAACUACGUGAACUUGCCAGUUCUUUUCUUUCUUUUACGAGGGGAUAUGGUUCGAUGUCCAAAAAACGCCGUGUGCGCUACCCUCUAUUUGCCCUACUAAUGAGGAACGGAUGACAGACUAUUUGUUUGAUAACACCCAUAACCAUGUCUCUCUGUUCCAUCUA
This is a messenger RNA of Diospyros lotus (date-plum), 735 nucleotides long. Its product is annotated as universal stress protein A-like protein. The transcript has 4 exons. NCBI's taxonomy places the organism in Eukaryota, Viridiplantae, Streptophyta, Magnoliopsida, Ericales, Ebenaceae. The record is from RefSeq and is a predicted model, not a curated record. The coding region runs from base 61 to 534 and encodes 157 amino acids.